UCUCGCCCGCCGGCGGCCCACACCGGCAGUGGCUCUACCCGGCUCCAGCUUCCUCAUUCUGAGUUGCCAUCUCAGGAGCCCUGGGCCCUGGUGUGUCCCCCGCAGGCGCUGUCCAGUCCAGGCAGGAGAUGGCCUUGCGGCUGGGCCGACUGGGCUCUGGCCCCUGCUGGCGCGCGGCGCGGGGUGGUGGUUGCAGACAGCUGUGCGCCUGGUCGGCGCGGGGCACAUCCGCCCGUGUCUGCCGCCCGCCUGGCACGGCUGGCACUCUGCUCUGCCGCGGGCUGGGCCAUAGCCCCUCGGCUGGAGGAGGUGCUUGGCUGGGCACCGGGCUGGCCGCGGCGCUGGCGGGGCUGACGGGGCUGGCGGCCGCCGCCUUUGGGCACGUGCAGCGGGCGGAGAUGGUGCCCAAGAGCUCCGUGGCGCGGAGCCCCUCACCUGGGCGGCGGGAGGAUGAAGAUGACCUAGCCCGCCGCUGCAGCACCUUCAUGACCUCGCCGGUAACUGACCUGCAUGAGCUGAGGAGGCGGCCCGAGGACAUGAAGACAAAGAUGGAGCUGCUGAUCAUGGAGACCCAGGCCCAGGUGUGUCGGGCUCUGGCACAGGUAGACGGGGUAGCCGACUUCUCCGUGGACCGAUGGGAGAGGAAGGAAGGAGGUGGAGGCAUCACCUGUGUGCUUCAAGACGGCCGUGUUUUUGAGAAGGCUGGAGUGAGUGUUUCUGUCGUUCAUGGGAAUCUUUCUGAGGAUGCAGCAAAACAAAUGAGAAGUAGAGGAAAAGUUCUGAAGAUGAAAGAUGGUAAAUUGCCAUUUACUGCUAUGGGUGUGAGCUCCGUGAUUCACCCCAAGAAUCCUCAUGCACCCACUAUGCAUUUCAACUACAGAUACUUUGAAGUAGAAGAAGUCGAUGGUAACAAGCACUGGUGGUUUGGUGGUGGAUGUGAUCUCAGUCCAACGUACUUGAACCAAGAGGACGCUGUUCAUUUUCACCGUACUCUAAAGGAGGCUUGUGACCAGCAUGGGCCAGAUAUCUACCCCAAAUUUAAAAAAUGGUGUGAUGACUACUUCCAUAUAGUGCAUCGUGGAGAGCGCAGGGGCAUCGGGGGUAUCUUUUUCGAUGAUCUCAACUCUCCAUCCAAGGAGGAGGCGUUCCACUUAGUGCAGACAUGUGCAAAGGCUGUGGUUCCUUCCUAUAUUCCCAUUGUGAGAAAGCACUGUGAUGACUCGUUCACCCCCCAGGAGAAGAUGUGGCAGCAGCUCAGGAGGGGACGGUACGUAGAAUUUAAUUUGCUGUACGAUCGGGGCACAAAGUUUGGCCUCUUCACUCCAGGAUCCAGGAUUGAAAGCAUCUUGAUGUCUUUACCUCUAACAGCCCGAUGGGAAUACAUGCAUUCACCCCCAGAGAAUUCCAAAGAAGCUGAAAUUCUGAAAGUUCUACGGAAUCCAAGGGACUGGGUGCAUUGAUGGUGGCGGGGUGUUGCGCUGGGCCCCGUAGGUACAGGCAUGUGUCCUCCUCCCCUGGUAGGCACUGUUGCCACUGUGUCAGUCAGUCCUCUGUUGCCUUAGUGCUCUAGCGUUCUCUACCAGGGCACCACCUCUGUGGCAGGUGGUAGAGUGUUUUAGGUCUUGUUACUGCUAGGGUGAGAUGGCAGUGAUGCAUGGCAAUAUAAAAUGUCAGAAUUAAUUGAUGUAAAACCCAUUUGUACUUUUAGAAUCAUUUCCUAUGACAAGUUUACAAAAUUUGAUGCUGAGUUUCCAGAUGUUAAGGGAAUGUAAGUACUAUAAUAUGUACCUGGAAACUCUUCAUCUUAUUUGUGUUUCUUAAAGUUUUAGUUUUUGCCACAGAAGUAUACCAGGGGACACAUUUUAUCUUCAUUAGUUCAGUCAGGUUGACUUUCUUACUAACUUUAGAAUGCAACUCAAAUGGACAAGUUUUCCUUUGUGAUUCCUGAAGUCUCUUUGAUAUUAUUUUCAUACGUCUUUCUCUAUAGACCAGAAUAUUAUAAAAUAUUCAUUUUUUAUAAUGAUUGAUAUUUAGGAGCUCUUGAAAUUUUUUUUAGUCAAUUCUUAUGUUAUAAUUCAGUGACAUGGUUUAUUACUGUGACAUUAUUUUUAUUUACAAAAGGGACAUCUAAGUGAGAAUUUUGAUUUUUGUGGAAUCAUAACUUGUUAAUGUUGGGAUUCUAUACACUUUUGAAAAUGAAAGCUUAUAGCCCUGGAUUCUGAUACUUACAGUUUUGUAUUUCACACGUUCAUUUUUCUAUGGAAGUUUAGACUGAACAUAAUUAUAAGAUGUGGAUUUAGGGAAUGUUUUUCAUUUGGAAAAUGAAAUGAGAAAUGAUUCCUUCUUUCAUUAAAGAAAAUGGAGCUAGUCUGACAUUUUAUAGGCAUUUUAUACUUUCUUCGUUUGAAAAUAGACUGAUGGAAAUUGUCCUACUUUUCAAAUUAGAGAUUGUUCAAUUCUUGUUUCUCUUAAAAGUCACAACAGAAUUCUUAAUGUAUUGUUUCUUUGUCUAUAUAAUAGUUUGAAUGCAUUGUUUUAUUUGAAUUUAAUUUGUAAGGAGCAGUGUCUCAUACAUAUUUAAACAUUAUCUUGGAAUUUUUGGGAUGUAUGUGAUUGUGUUUGGCUCUUUUAGGAUUGAAAAUGUGAAAAUUCCUCAAUGUAUGUAACAACAGAUCCAACUAAUAAAUUUUAUUAUGAAAUAAGACAA
Messenger RNA from Nannospalax galili (Upper Galilee mountains blind mole rat), 2707 nucleotides. It is a transcript of the gene Cpox, whose product is annotated as coproporphyrinogen oxidase. Gene Ontology annotation, cellular component: mitochondrial intermembrane space; cytoplasm. The coding region runs from base 129 to 1460 and encodes 443 amino acids. The record is from RefSeq and is a predicted model, not a curated record. The transcript is spliced from 7 exons. Gene Ontology annotation, molecular function: coproporphyrinogen oxidase activity. NCBI's taxonomy places the organism in Eukaryota, Metazoa, Chordata, Mammalia, Rodentia, Spalacidae.